UAAUGUAUUGCAUAAUUUUAGAUAGCUGACCUUCUUUAAAUAUAUGUAAUGUACUUACAAUACAGGUAUCUACCUAAACCCCUUAGCUUUUUAUUAAUAUCCAAUAAGGGUGCACUGGUUAAGAAAGCUUUCCGCUCAUCCUUACUAAUAUCCUUAAUAAUUCCUCUUUCGCCCGGGACGUUGGAUAGAACGGACGUGUGUCGUACGACCAGUUUGCAGCUCCCCUCACCACCUCGAGUAAAGAGCACCGUUAAUCAUAAUUGCUGUCCCACUCCUGCACUGUUUUGAUCGUGGUCGCGUCAUUUGACGUCACUGCUACUACAUUUACCACCGAUUGCUGGAUUGCUGUGCCAAAAUGAUCCGUACACCUGAUAAAUACGGCUCAACACCCGAUGUCUCAACUGUAAGUGAUAAAGCCUCAUCACCGACUGCAGUUGGAAAUAACUCCAUGCGUUUUAAAAGGAAACGACCCCCCGAAUUAACAGAUAUCCAGUUAGAAGAUAUAAAGAAGGAAAUAAAAAAGCAGAUAGAGGAGUCACUAAAAUUGUUUACCGACUCGCAGAUCAGUCAAACAAACACGGUUAUAAACUCGCUGAAAGAAGUACAGCAAAUAAUAAAUAAUGUUCAAUGCACCAUCUCAUAUUUAAGCGAAGAAAACUCAAACUUGAAGAAAAAAAUUGAACAAUUGGAGGCACAAGCUAAAUUAGAUGCAGAACAAAGAAUGGUAUUAGAAAACAAGAUGGAGGAAAAACAGAUAUGUGAUAGAAAAUCCAAUAUAGAAAUAAAAAAUUUGCCGUUGAAAGGGGGUGAAACAAAAAAGGAUUUAUAUAACAUGAUGUCCAAAUUGUCUGAAAAUAUUGGCGUAACUAUAGAAAAAUAG
Chilo suppressalis (striped riceborer) is the source of this 880-nucleotide messenger RNA. The record is from the annotation of a GenBank genome assembly. Lineage: Eukaryota; Metazoa; Arthropoda; Insecta; Lepidoptera; Crambidae.